AUGAGCAACAUUGAGGAAGAGGUUCAAGAAGCACAAGAGGAAACGGAGGAGGAGAGACACAAGCAUUGUCAAUUGCCGGGACAACUUGAAGCCGAGAAAGCCGAAGAGAAUUCGAAAUUGCAGGUGGCUCUCACAGCACGGAAUGAAGCAUUAGCCGAGAGUCAGAAGGUCGAGCGAGAAGUCUUUGAGUUGCAGCAGCAGCUGGAGUCCAAAAAUGCCGCUCUGCAGGAUCAGGUCCCGUGCAACGAUAUUCAGCUGGUGUUGGAUCAGGCACACGGAGACCUGGUGUCAACGACCACUCGAUUUUGGAAUACGGUCGACGCCCUUCAGAACAGACGACUGGCAUCUUAUUUGCCCGGCUCUGGAGUCAUUCAGGCAGACUGGCCCGAGCAGGGAGGCGUGGCCACCCAGGGCGACGAUUUCCCCUCAGCUUCUCCGAACCGACUGUCCCGCUUCUUGAUCAGCAGGAGCCCUCUGCGACUGACCAAUAUUGAUAUCUUGUCUAAAACAAUGAUGCAUUUCGGACUUUGA
Molecule: messenger RNA, 531 nt
Organism: Penicillium salamii
Lineage: Eukaryota; Fungi; Ascomycota; Eurotiomycetes; Eurotiales; Aspergillaceae
Source: the annotation of a GenBank genome assembly